CGCCAGUCAGUCGAGAGAGCGGCUCCGAGGUGGUUGGUCUGUCUGGCUGUCUGUCUGUCUGUCUGUCUGCUUGCCUGUCUGAGUGAGUGUCUGCCUGGUUGUUGACUGACGGACUAACUAGCUGACUGACUAAUCGCUCGCCAGUCGCCUCGUCCACUGACUCACCAAGGAGGAAGGAAGACAGGAACAGCAGAAAGAUCGAAGAAAAGGAAGAAAAGACAAGAAAGAACAGAAAGGAAGGAAGAAAGGAAGAUACAUCAUUAGCAAAGGAAAGAAGAGAUUUAAAAAGUGAGAUAGAAAUAAUUAAGAGAAAGUAAGCUAUCUCUAUCUCCACCAUGUCCCCAAAUUCUGUCUCCACGGGCACACAAACGCCGGAUUCUCUUCCUUCUCCUCCUCCUGCGCCUCCUUCACCUCCUCCAUCGUCUCCUCCACCAUCUCCUCCAUCUCACAAGUUUUCCUCCACCGCUCCAAUUCCUCCGUCUGAAUUUCUACAGAGGGCCAUGUCGGGCUGCGAGGAGCGGCGGUGCUCGGUGCUGACCUACGAGCAGGUGAGGCAGCUGAACGAGGUGCUGCACGAGGUGGUGUCCAUCCACGGCCGCGGCAACUUCCCCACGCUGGAGAUCCGCCUGCGGGACCUGGUGAGCCUCGUGCGCGCCAAGCUGGAGGCCGAGGCCGUGCCCGUGCGGGACAUCCGCAUCAAUGGCGGCGCUGCUUCGCACAUCCUGGCCGCCACCCCGGACCAGGCCUACAACGACCUGGACCUCAUCUUUGCCGUCGACCUGUCGUCGCCGCGCGCCUACGACCGCGUCAAGAACGCUGUGCUGGAGGUGCUGCUGGACUUCCUCCCGGCGGGCGUGUCCAAGCGGCGCAUGUCGUCGUGCUCCAUGAAGGAGGGCUACGUGCACAAGAUGGUCAAGGUAAACGACACUGACCGCUGGUCGCUCAUCUCCCUCUCCAACCACGGCGGCCGCAACGUGGAGCUCAAGUUCGUGGACACCAUGAAGCGGCAGUUCGAGUUCUCCGUGGACUCGUUCCAGGUUGUGCUGGACUCGCUGUUGCUCUUCUACGAGUGUGCUGAGAUGCCCAUCAGCGAGAACUUCUACCCCACCGUCAUGGGCGAGAGUGUGUACGGGGACUUCGGCGAGGCGCUGCUCCACCUGCAGAAGAAGCUGAUCGCCACCAAGAACCCCGAGGAGAUCCGCGGCGGCGGCCUGCUCAAGUACUGCAGCCUGCUGGUGAAGGAGUACGAGCCCGCGCGGCCCGAGGAGAUCAAGACGCUGGAGCGGUACAUGUGUUCCCGCUUCUUCAUCGACUUCCCGGACGUGACGCAGCAGCAGAGCAAGCUGGAGGCCUACCUGUGGAACCACUUUGUGGGCCCCGACGAGGCGCUGCGCUACGACUUCCUGAUGGUGGUGCACCGCGUGGUGGACGAGUCGACGGUGUGCCUGAUGGGCCACGAGCGGCGCCAGACCCUCAACCUGAUCGACGAGCUGGCGUGCCAGGUGUUCUACAGCGAGCAGCACCGCCUCUACACCAAGCACCAGCCCUGCCCGCCCUGCCCCUCCUCCCCCUCGCCCUGCCCCUCCGCUGCCUCCUCCUGCUCAUCCUCGUCCUCGUCGUCCUCGUCAUCCUCGUCCUCGUCAACGUCCAGCAGCUUCGACGUGCACAUAGCCCCUCCUCCCCCAGUCAUCUACAGCAACGGCUACUACUACGCCCCCAUCGUGCCCGCCCCCGCCCCCCCACAGUCCUACACCUGCACUUGUGGGUGGCUACAGUGUGCCUAGGCCUCCCCCUCCCCCCCCCAGCCCCCGCCCCCCAGCACGGGCCUGAGUGCCAACACGCAAGACUCUGGCCGCGCUGCCGCCUCUGUGAUAUCAUGACGAACGAGUGUCCUGCGCUCUGUCUGUUUGUCUGUCUGUCUGUCGGUCUGUCUGUCGGUCUCUGUCGGUCUCAGUGAGUCAAGCGACCCACCGCCAGCCACCCCAUGGAGUAUUACCCUUAUUAUUACUAUUAUUACCAUUAUUAUUAUUAUUAUAUUAUUAUUAUUAUUAUUAUUAUUAUUAGUCCCUAGAGUCCGGUUCUUUUUUUUUUUUAUUUCUGGAUAUCUGGACGAACCGUAACUCCAGCCUUGAAAAAUGGCCCCCCCUCCCCCCCCCCCGCUAUUCCCCCCACUCAAAGUCCCCCUUGGCCAGGUGAAAUCCCCCCUACACACACACACACACACACACACACACACACACACACACACACACAUACACACACACACACACACCGACGCUGCCCCCCACAAAGGAGAAGAGGAAUAGGGGACAAACACCCCCUCCACCACCACCACCACCACCACAAGGAGAACAGCUGGAGACGCGCCCCCGCCCCCCGUGACCCCCCUCAAGGUCAUCUGGGGUCACCCGGGGUCAAAGGUCAACUGGGAGCAUCGUGACUGUCUUCAUGGGCACAUACACGGGGUGAGAACAACGCAGUCACCCCUUGAAGAGAACACAAAAAGAAAACGGGAAACGUCGCCCCCUCGUCACGGAAAACGGGACACGGAUCAGAAAAGGAAGAAGGUUUAAUAGGAAGAAAAUUUAAGGAAGUAUUUAAAUUUAUUGCCAUUAUUAUUUUUCGUGUGUAUUUAUAGGAGUAAGAGAGAAGAGGGGGAGAGAGAGAGAUACCAGAUGUUUAUGAGGAGAAAGAGGAGGAGGAGGAGGAGGAAGAAGAAGAAGAGGAGGUUAUGGUGGUUGGUUUGGUUAGGUGAGAGAAUAUAUCUUUGCGGCUUUUGGAAGAUUGAGAGAAAAGAGGAAAGGGCUUAGUGAGGAAGAGGAAGACGAGGAGGAGAAAGAGGAAGAGUUUAUUUUUGGUUAUGCUGGGGAGAGCAAAAAGUAGACUGAGGAAGAAGAGGAAGAGAAAGAAGAAAAAGAGAAGGCCCAACAAAAAAAAAAUGGAAGAGAAGGAAGAGGAAGAGGCGGAAGACGUAUUCGAGUCAUAUAUAGAAUACUCGAGAAUUUAAUGAAGAGGAAAAGAAUAAAAAUAAAGGAGGAGGGAUGAGUCAGAAAUAGAAAAUGAGGAGGAGGAGGAGGAGGAUGAAGACUGAUGAUUAAUGAGGGAAAAGAGGAAGGAGGAAAAUGAAAAAUUGAUGUCAUAGCAAUAAGAAUAGAAGAGGAGGAGGAAAAGGAAGAGAUAAAUUUGCAAAGGAAAAAACUAAAUUACUAAGAGAACCUGAAAUAAAGAAGAAUGAAGAAAAGAAGACAAUGAAGGAAGAAAGGAAAAACACUAGAGGAUGUUAGAAGAAAAGGGAAGGCAAUAGAUCAAGAUAGGAAGAAAUAAAAGAAUAACGGGAAAAACAAAACAAAAUGAAGAAAACGAGAAAAAAAGAAGAGGGGAAGAAAAGAAAAGACAAUGAGGAAAGAAAGAAAACGAAGAGGAUGUUAGAAGAAAGGGAGAAGCCAAUAGAUCAAGAUAGGAAGAUAUAAAAGAAAAACGAAAAAAAAAGAGUGGGAAGAAAAGAAAAGACAAUGAGGAAAGAAAGAGAACCAAGAGGAUGUUAGAAGAUGAAGAUAAGAAAUAGAAGAAAAAAAUGAAGAAUAGAAAUUAGUACUGGAACACACUAAACGGAGAAGAGAAAUACAAUGACUACUACUACUACUACUACCACUACUACUAUUACUACUACUACUACUACUACUACUACUACUAUUACUACAACAAAUGGUAAUAAUAGAGGAGGAAGAAAUCAAAUAAUGCACAUCACAGGAAAAUCAGUCUCCCGGAACCUCCCUAUCCUUCCCCCCCCCCUCUUGCCCCCCCCCCACCCCCCCGAACACCCAGACAGACUAGCGCGCCAUCUGCUGAAUGAAAGUGGCACUGUUACUCUCCGCUGCGUUCGCCCACAAUUAUGUUUGGUUUCUCGACUGUCUAUCCAGGUCGUGUGUGUGUGUAUGUGUGUUUCUUGUUUGGUCUCACACACACACACACACACGCACACACACACACAUAUAUACACACACACACACACACACACACACACACACAUACUUUUCCUCCUCCUCCUCCUCCUCCUCUUUCCUAUUCAGUUUACACGAAAAGCAGAAAAUAGAGGCAAGAAAAAGGACAAAAAAAAAAAACACCGUCUUCGUCCUCCAAUUUCUCCUCUUCCUCUUCCUCCUCAAAAAAAAAAAAAAAUAAGGAAAGUAAAAAAAAAAGAAGAGAAAGUCAAAAUCAAGAAAGUGAAAAGGUGACGGAGUUCGUUUUGAAAUAAUGAAAAUGCUAGUGUUAAUAAUGACACAAGUUACUCAUCUUCCAAAAACCGUGAGAGAUAAUACUUCAAAGAUGAGACACCUGUGGCGGGUAAUGGCGCAGAUUUAGGAAAGUGUGUGUGUGUGUGUGUGUGUGUGUGUGUGUGUGUGUGUGUGUGUGUGUGUGUGUGUGUGUGUGUGUGUGUGUGAUGGCUUACAUACACCUGCAUACAUGUAUUCAUGGCUACAUACGUACACGCACACAAGUUAACAUGAUGUGUGUGUGUGUGUGUGUGUGUGUGUGUGUGUGUGUUCAGUUCGAUAAUUUACAAGAAUUUAGAAGUUUUAGUGCCAACCAACCACCAUUUCUCUCUCUCUCUCUCUCUCUCUCUCUCUCUCUCUCUCUCUCUCUCUCUGAUAAUAAUGUGAUUUUCUCGCCCCAAAACAAGAAAUGAACGAGUUAUGUACGUGUUCAAAAUACUCUGUUCUGAUUGGAUGAGAUCGAGUUGGUAGAAUCCUGUGAUUGGUGGAGUGGUUGUGGUGUUCGUGGGCACAACAACCCAAUCCCCUUGUUCCCGGGUGGCGAUUGGUGGAGGAAGUUUGUGUUUAGCCAAUCGGGUGUCAGCUAGGACGAUCCGGUUAAUCGAGUCGUAUUUGUGAUGCUACUUCGGUUAAAGGGAUGCCAUUGUUUAAAGAGUCCGGUUAAAUUAAUGUAAAUAUUGUGGUAGUCCGGUUAAUUGAGGUUGAAAUGUUUUGAAUCCGGAUAAAUCUCAUGUUUGUCCGGUUAAACGAGCUUCAGCUGUAUCCAGGGUCCGGUUAAUGGAAUGUAAAUGUUGGGAUAGUCUCUGAAGUGUAUAACGGAUCCGGUUAAACGAGCUUGAAUUGUGCACUUGCUCCGGUUAAUUGAGUGUAUAUAGUGGUAAACCGGUUAAACGAGCUUCAGUUGUGUUCUGGGUCCGGAUUAUCGAAUGUUAGAUGACUCUGGACCGGAUAAUUGAAUGGUCUAUGUAUUGGCACCGGGUAAUCUUUGUAAAUGUCACUCUGAACCGGUUAACUGAGUGGUCUGUGUCCUGGCACUUGUAAUUUUCCAGGUAGCGUUGGUUAAUUGCUGGGUUAGUGUUCACCUCAUUCACACCUGUGCUCCAAUCAGUGUUCACGUACCUGUAAUCUUGUACCGGUUAAUUCAGGUGUUUCAGAUAGUACCGUGUUAUCCCUCGUACUGGUUAAGAGGUGACUUGUAGGCUAACUAAUAAUGUGUUCACUCGUGUGGUUAAUCUGGUACUGGUCAUGUGGUCAGUGGGUUAAUUACUGCACUAAAUACCUCUGCCCUUGUGAAUGUUACCUGGUUAAUAGUUCUACCUGAGUGGUGAAUCUUGGACUGGUGAUGAGGUCAGUUGGUUAAUUACUGCACUAAAUACCUUUGUUUUUGUGAAUGUUACCUGGUCUUGGGUUAAUAGUCCUACCUGAGUGGCUAAUAGGGUAUCAGAUAUGUGGCCAGUGGGAUUAUUAGUACUCCAAACACCUUUAACCCUUACUAAUACCUCAUCACUUAAUUACCGCUGUGGUUAAUCUGGUGUUAGUUGAGUGAUCAGGAUAACUUGUACUCCCAAUUCCUACAGCCUUGUACCACUAAUUGAACCACCUUGUACUACCCACGUGUUGACAAUCUGAUACAAGUUCAAUAGCCAGGUUAACUAACUACCCACCUGCCAUCACGUGCUAUUCCCCCACUGGUUAACUAUUCCUAUGUACCAUUAAUCUUGUACUGUUAACACUCACUGAUGAUACUUAGUGCUCUGCUUACCUUUGUGAUUAACCAGGUGAUUGAUGAGGUUAACUUGUUCCCUACCUGUCAGCGGGUACUAGGCGAUCACUGGUUAACUGUCGUACUGUUAACCGGGGCACUAUUUGGUUGGUCACCUGAGCAUUGUUGAGCAUGGGUUGUCACAUACCUGGUUGUCAUGUCACGUGCAGUCACACCUGUAAUUAGGACUAGACUACCUGUCCACUAGGCGUCUACCUGUUCCGUCUCACCUGUACCGGUUAAUUGAUGAACCUUACCUGGGCUCUUUUACCUCUUAUCCACUGCUGGGUCUGUACUGGAAGACAAACAACCUUAUAUAGCCAAUACCUGGUUUGCCACUACUUCUACUACAAAAUCUCGUCACUUACAUCACAACAAAACUACCACUACUCCCUUAACUACUCCACUGACCUUGCUUUUGCUCACGUGUGUGUGUGUGUGUAUAAUCGCGAGUAUCAGGAAGUAGUUAACGGGGAGACACACCUGGGGCCGCCUGGUCAAGCUAACGAGCCGUUCACCUGGCCACCGUGGGGCCCAUUAGGAACACGAAAAUUCACCUCACCAAGUCACAAAAACACCUGGAUUUCCAUUUUUGUUUUCCUUGUUUUCACUUUUCUGGUUUUCUUACAAGUUUUCUGUGUACGGAUUUGACCCGAACUGUAGGGGCAAUAUUCCUCCUCCUCCUCCUUUCAUCUUCCUGUUCGUCUUCCUCCUGAUUUUCCCUUGUAUCCUCCUCGUUUCCUCAUCCUUUCUUACAGUUCAGUGAAGUUUCCCCCCCACAAUUCAAUUUUUUUAUUCACGCUGCGUUUUCUCAUGAAUUAAGCAUCCCGUUUUCUCUACACGUAAGAGUAGAGGGGACAACGGAUGACUGAGCGGUUGGUUCUCUGCCUGAGCGAAGUCCAAGGGCCCCGUGGCUUUGCGGGCGCCCUCCUGACAAAGGUACAAAGUGUUUCAAUGAGUGUGAUGUAGAUUUUUUUCAUCUCUCUCGCCCCUUUGACAGUGAUGUUGUGUUUGCCAGUUAGUACGCAUCCAUCAGUUCCUACCAAUGCUCAUAUCUGGAGAAAACUUUACUCUGGAAAAUUUAGAUGACGUAUGAAAUAAAUGAAAAGAAUUGUUCUGGAAAAUGAGACCAAGUUUUUUAAUGAAACUUUGUCCAAGUAAAGAUCGAUUGUUCAACUUUAUCUCGACAAAGUUUCAAUAUUAUGCUUGGUCUCAUUUUCUCGGAAAAUUGAGAAAAAAAAACACUCGGAUAUUGUGCCGAGCUUAUGUCUAAAUAGAGAUUGAGUAAUCAAUUUAAUCUUGACAAAGUUCAGUUUUGUGCCUCGGUUCAGUUUUUGAUUUUUUUUCUUCGGAAUAAGAUUUUUGUUGCCGUGAUAUGAGUACAAAUUGGAGAGGUGCGUACAAACCUGCGGACAUAACCUACAGUAAAGAUGAUGUAAAAAAAAGAUAAUUGUGUGGUAAAAAAAGAAACUUUAUACAAUAGGUGUAUAAAAACAAGUUCAAAAAUGCUACUAGUACUACUACUACUGCUGCUGCUGCUACUAUCACUACUACCAACACCUACUACUGUUGCUGUAUUUUCUUGUAUCUCGAUUAGUGUUUAAGCAAUGCAGUCUUUUUUUCACACAAUAUAUAUAUUCCUCCAUGGGCGCCAUUUUCCUUGAUUGAAAGAAAACGGGAUACGAGUUGGUUCACCGUUUUCUCUUUACGAAAUGGGGAAACUUGGGUAAAUUGUGAUAUUACUUGUAAAUAGUAUAUAUAUAGGUACACUUUUCUUUGUAAAUAUAGGUACACUUUUUUUCUUUUGUCCCUGUGUCUCAUACUAUUUUGAAAACGUGUUAAAUAGACCUGUAAAAGUUGUCUCUGGGUAAAGAUAGAAAACGUAAUGUGGUUUAUAGAUGGCUGGACAUUUGUCUGAUUAUAUUUUGAAGAGUUGUAAUAGACAUAUAAACUUGUCUUUGGGUAGAGGUAAAAGAAAAAUAAGGUUAUAGAUUUAAUUUUCUUAUAUUCUGAAGUGUUUAUAGUUCCCCAAAUACCUGUCUUUGGGUAGAUAAAAAGUGGUUUAGAAUUCCUGAACCGCUCUGUAUAGUUGUGUGUGUAUUGGUCACGGAGCUCAGUCUCCGCUUGAAAGAAAACGGAGUAAGGGAUGAAAAACUUGAUCAGGUUUAAGUUUUUUUGUGAUGAUUUUUUCUUCAAAUUCAAACGAAGCACAAAGAUGAAAAGUGUGUGUGUGUGUGUGUGUGUGUGUGUGUGUGUGUGUGUGUGUGUGUGUGUGUGUGUGUGUGUGUGUGAUACGUCUUAGCUAUGCAAUCCGCGUUCUAAUGAAGUUCCCGUCGGUGGUAAUGAGUAAUGAUGAUUCAUAGGAUAUGCAUUCAUUGUCCGCUCCUUGAUUUAUUUAUUCAUAACUUUCUUUAUUGAUCGUUUGCGUCCCUGUGUGUAGGAAAGUCCUUUAUUAUUAUUAUUAUUAUUAUUAUUAUUAUUAUUAUUAUUAUUAUUAUUAUUAUUAUUAUUACUGUUAUUAUAUCUACUACCACUACCACAUACUUCUACAACUACUAUUUCUAAUAUGGUCAUCUUUGUUAUUUGUAAUUUUGUCUAAAUGCGAUAAAUUUAUUGCGCUAAUGAAUAUAAUAAUAAUAAUAAUAAUAAUAAUAAUAAUAAUAAUAAUAAUAAUAAUAAUAAUAAUAAUAACAAUAACGCCCCCAAAACCGAGCCAGAUAUUUCAGAUAUUUCUAAAAAUUACAUGAAACUUUUUGAGGGAAAGGUGAUUAGAAUGUGUGUGUGUGUGUGUGUGUGUGUGUGUGUGUGUGUGUGUGUGUGUGUGUGUACAUAUGGGUUAGUGUGUGUACGUAUUCAUGCAUACAUAGGUGGUAGGUAGUAUAUUUAUUAUUUUUUCUGUUCACGGUUGUUUUGGGUUCAUUCACUCUUUGCUCAGCUUGAAGAAGAAAAAUGGGGAUAUAAAAUAAAUAAAAAAAAAGUGUAUUAAUCGUGUAUAAAUGAGUCUUACUGAAGGUGUAAUGGAUUUGAUGUUUGCGUUAUUUUCACUGUAUCCGAAAAAAUGGGACCAAAAAUUGAGGAAGUGUGUUCGUACGUACAGAAUAGGCUGUGUGUGUGUGUGUUUGUGUGUGUGUGUGUGUGUGUGUGUGUGUGUGUGUGUGUGUGUGUGUGUGUCGAUGCGUACACAGUCUAGAGGCUCACACGUACACACAGUUCCCACAAUGAUUCAGAAAGUAGAAUAUAGCAAACAAAUAAGUAUAAGACCUCCCAUGAACCUCAAAACCUUUCCCCGUUUUCUAUCACUUCAUGCUGCAUCAAAGAAAACGGGACGUGAAAAUCAAGCAACUCUCACCCCGUUUUUUAUGCGCUGUCUGGAAAUUGAAAACGGAGUAGGAAGGAAUGAAAAAGGGGGAACUUGACGAUGUCUUAUUUCUUUCACACUUGUUUCAAUUUUUACAUUUUUCCGAUAGUUUCAUUUUCUCGGCCAUAUCAUCAUAUUUUCUUCCACGGCCUGCUCAGGACAAUGAAAGCUAGCGUAAAAUAGUAACUUGUACCGCAUCAUACUCGUGGUAAGGUCGAUUAAUAGUACUACCAUCACCACUACUAUGACAGCUGCUGCGGCUGCCACGACUAUUCCUUGGAGUACGUUAUCAUGGGGUCGAUUUUGCCACGAGUGAGUUCCGGUCCCCUAAACCAGCCACACACAUGAUGUCUAGAAUAGCGAACAUAAUGAAUGACUAUACGAAGCAGACUAUUAUACAAGUUGAACGUGGUUUGAAGAGAGAUGCAUCACUUAUGUAUAAUAAUAAUGAUAAUAAUAAUAAUAAUAAUAAUAAGAGUAAUGAUGAUUACAUAUAUAACUUGGUUAGCAUAAUCCAUAACUGUGUGUACACCUUUUUUUUUUUUUUUUUUUUGAGGAAUGGAAAAAAAAAUGGAGAUUACAAUGCUAAUGGUAUACAAAGAAAUGAAUAAAAAAAAUAUGUAUAAAAAUAAAUAAAACUUGUGUAUGUAGAAGAUUUCUCAUAUAUAUUUUUGCUUGACCACUUUUGAGGGCAUGUAGGGUAGAGGCGCAAAGGUAGUGACGACGAUGACGACCAGCUGUUUUAUUUGUUUGGGGAAGGGUGUGUACGGUCUCUCUCUCUCUCUCUCUCUCUCUCUCUCUCUCUCUCUCCCCUUCUUCUUCUUCUUCUUCUUUUCCUCAUCUCUCUCACACACUUGUUUCGAUUUCAUAAUGAACAUCUGUGAUUGAAUACCUAUCCUUCUCUCACCUUAAUAAACUACUGACUUAUCAUAAAUUGCUUCCUAACUUAUUAUUUUUCCUGUUCCUCACCUGGUUGAUUGAACACACCGGUGAUAUAUUACCUGUCCGUGUAUUACUUGAUUAAACAAUUAACUCGCCUUGAUUUCGUGUAUCUCUAUUUCUUUCUUGCUGUAUCUUAAUUUUUUCUUUUUCAUCUAACUUUUUUUUUUUUUGAUGGAUUGCUCUUAUUUUUUUUUUUCUAUUUCGUCUUAACUUUUGGUAUUUUUAUUUUCUUAUCUUUUCAUUUGUUUCCUUUCCUUGGCAUUCUCCACGAUUAACUUACUUACUUCAUUUUUUUUUGUUUGUUUCUUUCUUUCUGGGUUCGAUCCUUGCCUGUCUCGUUUGUUUAUAGUUUGUUUAUUUUAUUUGUUUCUUUCUUCACCUUCGAUCUUUUAUUUUGGGUCUUUUCUCUCUAUUAACUUUCUUGUCUCUUCUGUACUUUCAUUCUCUCUCCAUCACGCAUUGUUUAUUUCACCUCAAUCAACACUUUCUUUAAUUUAUCUUACUUUUCUUACUACUACUACUACUACUACUACUACUACUACUACUACUACUACUACUACUACUACUACUACUACUACUACUACUACUACUACUACUAUUACUACUACUAUUACUACUACUAUUAGGGUGUGUGGCGGAAAGAAAGGUUGUGUUAAUAAUGACACUUUAUUAAUCAUUGUUAUUAUGACUUUGUGUUACGCUGAUUGUAAGACGAUUGAUGAUGAUGAUGAUGAUGACCACAAUGAUGAUUUCGAUGAUUUGGUUUCGUGUUUGUUUUCAUCUCAGUUUAAGGUGAUUUCGCUAUAUACUCAGUCAAACACACACACACACACAUACACACACACACACACACACACACACACACAC
Molecule: messenger RNA, 11203 nt
Organism: Eriocheir sinensis (Chinese mitten crab)
Lineage: Eukaryota; Metazoa; Arthropoda; Malacostraca; Decapoda; Varunidae
Product: terminal nucleotidyltransferase 5C-like
Exons: 3
Coding region: 336-1784 (482 amino acids)
Biological process (GO): mRNA stabilization
Molecular function (GO): poly(A) RNA polymerase activity; RNA binding
Source: RefSeq, a predicted model, not a curated record